Nezara viridula (southern green stink bug) is the source of this 3060-nucleotide messenger RNA. The record is from the annotation of a GenBank genome assembly. NCBI's taxonomy places the organism in Eukaryota, Metazoa, Arthropoda, Insecta, Hemiptera, Pentatomidae.
CGGGAGUUAACGAUGGGGGUGCGAUGAAUGUUUUGUAUUGAUGAUCUCAAGUCCGUAGUCCUGUCAAAAAUUUGAAUUCAAACUGGUUUUUUAUGUUAUUAUUUGGAAUGAGUUAGUUUUUAGCAUUUAUAAUGUUUAAUAACGAUGAAAGAACGAUACCUUCUUAUUACCCAACUUUAAAAGAGUUAUGUUAUCACAUUUGCUCUUCCCUAAGGGAAGAGGAAAUAAAGGAUAUUGUAAAAAGUGCAGUUAGAGAAAUUGGUGAAAGUAAAUUAAACUCUUCUAUUGAUUCUAUUGAAGAUACUGAUGAAUUUACAUUAGCCCAAAAUAUUGAAAAACAAUUAGUGUCUUUGGGCAAACAAAAAGAUAUAGCAAAGUUUCGCCAUCUGCAUAAAAAACUAUGCCAUAGUAAUUAUCAUUCUUUAUUGACCAACCGUGAAGGGGUGCUUUCGUUUUUUCUGAAUGUUAGUGAAAAAAAGCAUGUUAAGAGAGAUAAAAUACCUGUCUUCCAAAAAAGAAGUUACAUCUCUUCAAGUAAUAAGUAUUAUUCAACAUCAUCCGCAUUAAAGGGUGGUGGAGACACACUAUCAGACAGUUCUAUAUUAUCAACCAAUGGAGAUAAUUCUGGACAGAAUUCAUUUUUAUCACGCCCUACAACAUUGUCAAACAAUGUUUUUAUUAGAAGAGAUGCAGGAAUCUCAAAAAGCCCUUCGAGACCGAUAUUGGUUCAGAAUCACAAUAGGACAAGUUCGUUUAUUUCAAGAAGUGCCAGUGAUACAUUUGUGACCUCGCCACAGUAUUCUAAAUAUAAAAAAAAUGAAGUUUCAAGCAGUGCUGUGAUUAAGGAACUACUGUUUUGUUUUCAAGGAAUAGAAGGUGCUCUAUUGAAAUUAGAUCAUAAUCUUGGUUUUAACAUUGACCCUCAGGUCCGAGUACCUCAGUGCCCAUUAGUUGAAAGGUUAAUGGAACUUGGCUUUCUUCAUAAUAACAUUGUAAACCAGUGCAAAAGCUUAGAGAAAGGUGGAUCUGUUGCUCAAGCCAUUUUAAUAGCCAUAAGGCAAAAAUUGAUCGAUUUUUAUGGAUUCAUUGGAUCUUUCCAUUCAGAGUAUCUGAAAAGCAGCAAAACGACUGAUGAUACUCCAUUGCGUGAAUAUGGUUGUGAUGAUAAUUCACUUACUCUCAGAAAACUAUCUUUCCUUACGGAGGAACCGAUGCAGCUUCUCCAGGCAGUCUGCGAUGCAUUAAAUGCUGUACGAAAUAUCAAUUCUGGAACUGCUACGACAGCUUUAGAUCACUUCCGUCACCAUGGAGACGAGAGAUACAGAGACGUUAUUACAUCACUUAUAAUACAUGCUGGAAGACCUAUCAUAAAUAUGAUAAUUAAUUGGAUGGUUGAAGGAGAGCUAUUUGAUCCUUAUAAUGAAUUUUUUAUAUCGUUGAAUACCAACUGCCAUGACAGAGAUAUAUGGAGAGAUAAGUUUGUACUUAGACAAGAUUUAAUACCAAAUGUAAUGUCAGAAAAACAGGCACACAUGAUUUUACGGUCAGGAAAAGCUGUCAAUUUUCUUAAUGUUAUAUGUGAAAAGAAAACACCUAUUGUAGGAGCUAGAGAAAGACUCCACAAUAUGAAAGAUGUCAAUAUACUUGAUCUGACAGAUCCCAGAAGUAAACUCUCAGAAACUAUAUUAGCUAUAUUUGAAGAAACAUCAAAACAAGUACUGGAUACUCUAGUCAAUGAGUUUAAAUUGUUUCAACACUUUCAAGGGUUGAGGAGAUAUAUAUUGCUUGGUCAAGGAGAUUUUGUGAAUUAUUAUAUGGAACUUGUUGAACCUGAAAUGCGAAAACCAGCAAGUAAAUUACAAUUUCAUGAAUUGAUGUCUCUAAAAUCUUCAGCCGAGAGAGCUACGUUAGCUAGAUACGAAGAUCCUGAAAUACUUAACAGGGUGUCUGUUAAAUUGUUAGUUGCUUCCGGUGGAGACUGGGGAUCUGAUGUGUUUGGACUACAAUAUAUAAUGCACGAUCCUCUUGAUGCGGCAUUGAAAAUCAAAGAAGGUGCUUACAGUCACAUGUUCAAUUUUUUAUGGCGUACAAAGCGUAUGGAAUAUAUUUUACUAAGCUUGAGGAAAGAAAGAUGGGCUAACAAAAACUCAUUGAAUUGGUUGUCAGAUAGAGUUCCUGAGAUAAAUGGUGUCCUGGUUUUAGCAGAUAGGUUGUCCCAUGAGUUGUUACAUUUUGCUCAGCAUUUUCACUACUACAUAUUAUUCGAAGUUGUUGAGUGUUUGUGGGAAAAAUUUCAAUUAGCUUUUACUAAAGCUAAAUCCUUUGACGAUGUAAUCAAAGCUCAUGAUGAAUUUAUCAUAGAAAUGCAAAUAAAAACUUUUCAAGAUAAAGAUUCAAGGACAUUUAUAAAUGAGUUACGACUAGUAUGGGAUUUAGUUUUUGAAUUGGAAUCGUUAGAGGAGACAUUUUGUUGUCAUGUAGCAAAAGAGUAUGCACUGCGAGUUGAGAGAGAAGAACAUAUUAAUAUUCACGGUAGCAACCAUGAAUUAGAAACAGUUAUCAGCCAAUCCAACAGAAAAUUCAGUACUUUCUUAUCGUCUACGAGGGCCCAAUAUAACAUACUAAACAGAAAUUACCAGGACGUUUUGAAAAAAUUUCUUUUGGAACUAUCUUCAAGUAAUAAACAUGAAUUAAGAAUGUUAAGCAGUCGGAUCGAUUACAGCGGUUAUUACAAAAAAAUGGACAUCAGAUUAACUGAAUCUAUGAAGUACAGUCGUUGCAGCGAUCUCUUCAAUUAGUUCAUAGUUAUUUAUAAUUUAUUAAUAUUGUUUUGUUUUUCUUUUAAAUAAAUGCUGUUAAUAUUUUAAUCUUAAAAAUAUUUGCCAAAAUAUAACUUCCUGUUUUAUGCUAUUAAAAUCCUUGAAAAGACUGUUAUGAUAUUAAUAAUUGUUUACUCUUUUUCUAAUGGCUUUUAUGAUAUAUUUAUUUCGUCUCGUCUAGAUUAUUUUAUGUUGUUUCAUCAAUGUUUGUAAAUUGUUUAUUAGAAUUUGUUAAUUGUAU